AUGUUGCAACAACUUAUCCUGACAAGAAAUCCAUCUUGAUGUAUGUGACAUCACUUUUCCAAGUCCUGCCCCAGAAGGUUACUCUAGAAGCCAUCCAUGAAGUUGAAACAUUGCCACAGGAAGUAAAGCACAUUAGAGAACAACAAAUCCAAUUACAUCCACAAUGGUUUUCUCAACAGCAUUUUGAAAGUCAAGAACAGAGGUUAUUUGCAACUUCACCCACGAGUUCAGAAACAAACUUAGAAAGCUACCAAACUGAAUUAGAAGAAGUCAUCUCAUGGCUUCUGUCUGCUGAAGAUUCAUUUCAAGCGCAAGGAGAGCUCUCCAGUGAUGUAGAAGAAGUUAAAGAACAGUUUCACAUUCAUGAGGGUUUUAUGAUGGAAUUAACUGCUCACCAAGGACGUGUUGGUGAUAUUUUGCAAGUAGGCAGCCAACUUUUGGGAACAUUUGGAAAGCUUUCAGAAGAUGAAGAAAAUGAAAUACAAGAACAAAUAAAUCUUCUAAAUUCACGCUGGGAAAAUCUCAGAGUCAGAAGUAUGGAAAGACAGAACACUUUACACCAAGUUCUAAUGGAUUUACAAAACCAGCAGCUCAGUGAGCUGUCUGACUGGUUAGCUAAAACAAAAAAAAGAACAGAAAAGAUGGAGUCAGAACCUUUGGGACCUGAUCUAGAAAGCUUAAAGAAGCAGGUGGAAGAACAUAAGACUCUUCAAGAAGACUUAGAACAGGAACAAGUCAAGGUUAAUUCACUCACUCAUAUGGUAGUUGUAGUAGAUGAAGCUAGUGGAGAUAAGCAUUUAGGAAACCAUUGGGCAACAAUCUGUAGAUGGACAGAGGACCGUUGGUUUAUUCUGCAAGAUGUUCUUCAAAAAUGGUUGCAAUUUAUUGAAGAACAGGGUCUUUUGGAUUCAUGGUUUACUGAAAAGGAAGAAUUUGUGACCACUCUGAAUACUACCAAUUUCAAAGACCAGAAAGAAAUGUUGGAAAAUCUACAAAAAUUGGCUAUCUUGAAAGGAGAAUUGGAAAUCAAGGGACAAUCAACGGAUAAACUGAAUUCCCUCAGCCAGGAUCUCCUCUCAGCAGUAAAAAGUAAAGGAUUAUCACAAAAACUGGAAGGGUGGCUACAAAACAUUAGUCGCCGCUGGGAUAGUUUGGCACAGAAGCUGGACGACAGUUCUAAGCAGAUUUCACAAGCUGUUGCUGCCACGCAAACAUCACUAACACAAACUACAGUAAUGGAAACUGUGACUAUGGUAACCACCAGAGAGCAGAUCCUGGUUAAACAUGGUAAAGAGGAGCUCCCACAAGUGCCACCUCCCAAGAAGAGGCAAAUUGUUGUGGAUUCAGAAAUUAGGAAAAGAUUUGAUGUUGAUACAACAGAACUUCACAGUUGGAUGACUCGUUCAGAAGCUGUACUACAGAGUCCUGAAUUUGCAAUAUAUAGAAAAGAAGGAAACCUAUCUGACCUCAGAGAAAAAGUUAAUGUCAUAGAAAGAGAAAAACCUGACAAGUACAGGAAGCUUCAAGAUACCAAUAGAUCAUGUGAGGCCCUCGUGGAACAGAUGGUGAAUGAUGGGCUUAAUGCUGACAACAUCAAACAGGCUUCAGAGCAGUUGAACAGCCGGUGGACUGAGUUCUGUCAGUUACUGAGUGAAAGACUGGCAUGGUUGGAGAACCAAAAUAACAUUAUUGCCUUCUACUCUCAGCUGCAGCAAUUGGAGCAGACAGUAAUUACUUCUGAAAAUUGGAUGAAAGCACAGCUCUUACUGGCAACAGAUCCUGAUGCAGUGAAAACACAGUUAGAUAGGUGCAAGGAUGAAGUGGUCCGCUUUUCAAGCAUUCAACCUCAGAUAGAAAAACUGAAGGUACAAGGCAAAGCACUAAAACAGAACCAGCAGUGCCCAGUGUUUUUGGAAGCAGAUCUUGUUGCCUUUAGUAAUCAUUUCGCUCAAGUGUACAAUGAUUUGAAAGCUAGAGAAAAGCAGCUACAAACAACUUUUGAUAUUUUGCCAUCUGCAGAGUAUAAAGAAAUUGUGAACGCAAUUCUCUUGUGGAUACAACAAUCAGAAACAAAGCUCUCCAUCCCACAAGUUACUAUCACAGAUUUAGAAACCAUGGAGAAAAGGCUCAGGGAGCUAAAGGCCUUACAAAGUUCUCUGCAAGAACGGCAAAAUGGAAUCAAUUAUUUAAGCACAACUGUAGAAGAGAUGUCUAAGAGAGUUCCUGCAGGGGUCAGUCAGAAGUACCAGUCAGAAAUUGAGGUAAUCCUUAAUCGUUGGAAGAAGUUAUCAACUCAGCUGGUGGAAAAUUGUCACAAACUUGAGGAACAGAUAAUGAAGUUGAAACAGUUCCAGAAUGAUACAAAAACCCUGAAAAAAUGGAUGGCUGAAGUGGAUAUUUUUCUAAAUGAAGACUGGCCAGCACUUGGAGAUUCAGAAGCCCUAGAACAAUGUACAGCUUUGGUGAAUGACAUCCAGACAAUCCAGCCCAAUUUAAAUAGUGUUAAUGAGAUUGGACAAAAAAUGAAGAAGGAAGCAGAGUCAGAGUUUUCUUUGAAAUUAAAUAAUGAUCUUAAAGCACUGAAUGCUGAAUGGGAUAAUAUUUGCCAACAGGCCUAUGCUAAGAAAGCAGUAUUGAAGAAUAGUUUGGAUAAGAUUGUAAGUCUACGAAAGGAUUUGUCAGAAAUGCAUGAGUGGAUUACACAAGCAGAAGAUGAAUAUCUGCAGAGGGAUUUUGAAUACAAAACACCAGAUGAACUACAGAAAGCUGUUGAAGAAUUAAAGAGAGCAAAAGAAGAGGCUCAACAGAAAGAGAUUAAAGUAAAAUUUAUCACUGAUUCUGUGAACAAUUUUAUAGCAAGUGCUCCACCUGCAGCUCAUGAGGCUUUGAAAAAAGAACUUGAUGUUUUAACUAAGAAUUAUCAGCGACUGUGCAGCAGGCUAAAUGGAAAAUGCAAAACACUGGAGGAAGUAUGGGCAUGUUGGCAUGAACUUCUGUUGUAUUUGGAUAUUGAAAACAAAUGGUUGAAUGAGCUGGAAUCAAAAAUCAAGGCAACAGAAAACAUUCAAGAAGGUACAGAAGAAAUAUCAGUAGCACUAAAUUCUCUGGAAACAUUAAGGCAGCAUCCAGAAGAUAAUCGCAAUCAGAUUCGUGAAUUGGCACAAACUUUAACAGAUGGUGGAGUUUUGGAUGAAUUGAUCAAUGAGAAACUUGAAAAAUUCAAUGUUCGGUGGGAAGAUCUACAACAGGAGGCUGUAAGAAGUCAGAAGUUUCUUGAACAAAGUAUCCACUCUGCUCAGGAGAUUGACAAAACCCUCCAAUUAAUUCAAGAGUCCCUGGCCUUCAUUGAUCAACAAUUAACAGGAUUUAUUACAGACCGGACUGAUGCAGCACAUGUACCUCAAGAAGCACAGAAAAUUCAAUCAGAGUUGACAAGCCAUGACAUUACCUUGGAUGAAAUGAAGAAAUGUAACUGUGGUAAAGAUUCUUCCAAAAGGAUAUUCUCUCAAAUUGAUACUGUGCAGAAAAAAUUGCAAGAUGUCUUUAUGAAAUUUCGCUUGUUCCAAAAGCCAGCCAAUUUUGAGCAGCGAUUACAAGAAAGUAAAAAUGUUUUAGAUGAAGUAAAAUUGCAAGUACCAAAGUUGGAAUGGCGAAAAAUUGAGCAGGAAGCAAUGCAGUCACAGCUGGAUAAUUGUAUGAAAUUAUAUAAAACUCUUAGUGAAGUGAAAUCUGAAGUGGAAACAGUAAUAAAAAUGGGGCGUCAGAUUGUACAGAAGCAGCAAACCGAAAAUCCCAAAGAACUAGAUGAAAGGCUGACAGCUUUGAAAUUACAAUAUAAUGAUUUGGGUGCCAAG
Molecule: messenger RNA, 3854 nt
Organism: Thamnophis sirtalis
Lineage: Eukaryota; Metazoa; Chordata; Lepidosauria; Squamata; Natricidae
Source: RefSeq, a predicted model, not a curated record